GGGGGUGGGUGCUGAUGCGGGAGGCGUGGAGUCUAGUAGGCUGUUUGUUCCUGGGGUCAUGGGUUGCUGCCAGGACAAGGACUUUCCGAACUCCGAUGAUCCGCCCAAGGAAGUCAUGUCAGAUGAAGGCGAGGAGGACUCGAACUCAAACCACCAGAAGCACAAGUCCAAUGAAAGCCUCCUGAUCACAGUUUUGUGGAGGAGGCUUUCUAUGUUCAGCCGCAGGGGCUCCACCCGGUCCGGCAAGAGGCAGUCCAUCCAGGUCAUAAAGCCGGGGCUGGACGAGCGAGGCAUUAUCUUACCGGAGAAUAAACCAGAGGUUAUCGAGGAGGAACCGGAGAAGGGAUGAUUCUAGCCCUGCUCAAUCCUCCCCAACCUCCAGAGAAUAAAGUAUCUAACAUGUA
This is a messenger RNA of Erinaceus europaeus (western European hedgehog), 404 nucleotides long. RefSeq names its product testis expressed 54 (gene TEX54). The transcript has 2 exons. The coding region runs from base 59 to 349 and encodes 96 amino acids. Lineage: Eukaryota; Metazoa; Chordata; Mammalia; Eulipotyphla; Erinaceidae. The record is from RefSeq and is a predicted model, not a curated record.